This is a messenger RNA of Caenorhabditis briggsae, 819 nucleotides long. Gene Ontology annotation, biological process: protein dephosphorylation. The record is from RefSeq and is a predicted model, not a curated record. Gene Ontology annotation, molecular function: protein tyrosine/serine/threonine phosphatase activity. Lineage: Eukaryota; Metazoa; Nematoda; Chromadorea; Rhabditida; Rhabditidae. Gene Ontology annotation, cellular component: cytoplasm. Bases 1 to 819 code for a protein of 272 amino acids. The transcript is spliced from 4 exons.
AUGUCAAGAAAUGUUGGUGUUCUUGGACAAAUGUCUGAAAUCAACGAUCAUUUGUACCUAUCCGGAGCAGGAGUUUUGAAGCCGGAGAAGAUAAAACAAAGGAAGAUCAAUAUGAUUGUGAAUGCAACUACUGAGGAGCCAUCCACCUAUAUGCAAGGAGUCGACACAAUGAAGAUUCGUAUCGAGGAUCAUCCAUACGCAAGACUCAGUGAGCAUUUCGAUGUGGUUGCUGAUAAAAUUCGUAAUGUCAAGGAAAGAGGAGGAAAAACAUUGGUUCAUUGUAUGGCUGGAGUGUCUCGAUCCGCUUCGUUAGUUAUGAUUUAUUUGGUGAAACAUGAGCAUAUGACACUUCGACAAGCAUAUCAUUAUGUAAAAGCGGCUCGUCCGAUCAUUCGUCCAAACAUCGGAUUCUGGAAACAAAUGGUAGAUUAUGAGAAACGUCUUCGAGGAACUGCUUCAGUCAAAAUGGUUCAAACACCAGAAUGUGAUAUGCCGAUUCCAGAUGUUUAUGCUGAUGAUUUGAGAAGAAUGCAGAUUAAUAGAGAAAUCGCUAGACAUUCUGCACCAUCUUCUCAAAGUUCCACAACAAAGCAAAGAGCUUUUUCAGCAAGCACGUACCGUCCAUCAGUUCCAUCUGCUUCCUCCCUUGCCACAUCAUCACUUCGUCGGGCGUACAGUCCAUCAUCUCUUCCUCCAUCAAGUCUUGCUCUCACAACUUCAUACAGCCUUUUCUCUCCAGCACCUACCCGGAAACCACGUCAAAGUCUCUUCUCAAUGUAUUCCACUUCGCCACGUCACAACUUCUUCUCUGCGUUCUAA